This is a messenger RNA of Myripristis murdjan (pinecone soldierfish), 949 nucleotides long. It is a transcript of the gene reep5, whose product is annotated as receptor accessory protein 5. Bases 98 to 667 code for a protein of 189 amino acids. The transcript has 5 exons. Lineage: Eukaryota; Metazoa; Chordata; Actinopteri; Holocentriformes; Holocentridae. The record is from RefSeq and is a predicted model, not a curated record.
CGCAGUGCGGCUGCCUUGACUCUCAUGUCAAACCACUGGAUUGGGUUUCAGGGGUGUCGCAGUUUGCCAGCAGCACAGUGAAGGAGGAAGCGCAGCCAUGGCACAGGCGCUCAAAGAAAGAUUUGAAAAGUUCCUGCAUGAGAAGAACCUGAUCACAGAUGUUCUGGCGAAGAUCGAGGCCAAAACCGGAGUGAGCAGGACCGUCAUCGCGCUCGCUGUCAUCGGGGUGAUCGCAGUUUACUUGGUGAUCGGCUAUGGAGCCUCCCUCCUGUGCAACCUCAUCGGAUUUCUUUACCCAGCAUACAUAUCGAUCAAGGCCAUUGAAAGUGCCACCAAAGAGGAUGACACAAAAUGGCUGACCUACUGGGUGGUGUACGGCAUCUUCAGUGUGGCUGAGUUCUUCGCUGAUAUCUUCCUCUCCUGGUUCCCCUUCUACUACAUAGGAAAGUGUGGUUUCUUGGUGUGGUGCAUGGCUCCUACUCCCUCAAACGGAUCAGUGGUCAUCUACACCCGCGUAAUCCGACCCUUCUUCCUCAAGAAUGAAACCAAGAUAGACGACGUGUUGAAGAACAUCAAAGACAAGGCGUCAGAGGCUGCGGACAAGAUCCAGGAUGAAGCCAAGAGAGCCACAGCAAACAUCAUGUUUGAGGAGAAGAAGAGCACCUAGAGCCGGCCUGUGUGCAGCGUCCUCUGAGCCCACGGCCUCACAGCUCAAGACAUGUCGCCAUCAAUGUCUUUGUUUUUGUUUUUUUUUUUUAAAUAAAUUAUCCUGAAAAGUUAGCACCCUUGGUCUUUGUCCUUAAAAGCUGUAAUAGAUGGUGAUGUUCCACAUAUGAAGUGAGCUAUUUCCCCAAGACAAUUUCCAGUUUGAACUUCUCUUUAUAUCUGCAGGCUAUCAAAUCACUGUUGCCCCUGAUGCUUACAAACCAAAUAAAAAAUCAUCACUGAC